UUGAAGACACAUAAUGAAGAAACUGACUCAGUGGAAGAAUCAAGAASAGAUGAUGCUGUUAAUGCCUCUGAGCUUUUGCCAAAGGAGCGUGCUGGASCCCUGGCUCUUUCUGUUGGAAGAGCAAAGCAGUUGAUUUCCUUGUACACGAUGGUGCAAAAUCCAAACAUGACCUACCUGGGGCUGAGUGACCUGGUUGUGCUUCCUCCCCUCUGGGUCAGGUGUGAUGGUUCUGAUCCUGGGCACACCUGCUGGAUUGGAGCUGAGCCUCUCAAGGCUGGAAAUAAARUCACAGGGGUCAAUAUUUACAUCGUUUCAUGUGAUGGUCCUACAGCUGACAAAACCUGUUUUGCAAACCUGGAAGAACUCAAAAUGGAACAUAAAAUAAGACAUCAUUCAUCUGUUGUGACAACAAAGGGAUUUGCUCAGUAUGAACUGAUUGCAGCUGCUGCAAUGGAGGACACCAUUGCAGAAUCUGRAAGCAGUAUCUAUGUGGAUAUUACAUGGAAUGGUGUGGAUAAGAUUCUGGAGACUCCCCCACUGAUCUCAGCUGCCACCCUGAAUAUUGCCCUGGAGUCAGGGGACCCCAGAAGUCCUGUGUUCCAGCUGUACCGAGAACUGCAGUUCSUCUUGACUCUGGCUGAAGGUUUGAAGACGGGUGUGACUGAGUGGCCUGAGCCAUCAGAGUCUGAAUCAGCUCUUAAACUGGUCCAGGAAUUUUUGACUGAUUUAAAGAAGAAGCUGGAUGGUGAUUGUAUAUCUGGAAACAAGAAUGAAACAGAGAAAAUCAAAUGUGACACAGCUGCUGUGGACAGUUGCAUAAAAUCAAUCUUUGGUGAGCGAGGAGACCUGGAUUUUACUGAACAGUUAUGGUGCAAAAUGAAAAGUGUCAGUUCCUAUCAGGAGUUAACAGACUGUUUCACACUGGUUAUAAAAUCCCUGCAACUUGGUGAGAUACAGCCAUGGAUUCAUCAAGGGAGCAGCAGUUUCUUAAGUCAAUUGAUUCAACAGUCCUAUCAUGGAAAGAUGAAAGAYAUUUCCCUCAGUGACAUCAGUCCCAUUCAAAUGCUCCUGGAGAUUGGCUUGGAGAAGAUGAAGAAGGAUUAUGUCAGUUUUUUCAUAGGCCAGGAACUUGCAACAGUAACCUACUUGGAUUACUUCAUUUCCACAUCAGUGGAUCUCCAAGAACAAGUUCACCGUGUMCAAAAGCUUCACCAUAUGCUGGAAAUAAUGGUCAGCUGUACAGGCUUACUCCAGUUCAGACACGAGAACCUCUUUCCUUUGACACAGAUUUGUAUGAAGUACUACAAGGAAAACCCUCUGAAUGAGAAGCAUGUGUUUCAGCUGCCCAUCAGGCCAGCUCUUGUGAAGAAAUUCUAUCAAGAUGAUAACCCUGAAAUCUGGAAGGUAGAGAUAAGUAGUGGGCAUGGACAGAAGGAGGUGAAAACAACGUGGCAAGUCAGUACUAAUCCUCCAGUUGAACACAGGGCAGAAAACAAUUCAGAUCUCUUUUCUGACUCCACAGUAAAUGGAAGCACUGAAGAAAGGCUGUAUUUUAUUACAAUGACUCAGUGCAGUCAGGUGCAGUUCACAUAAGCUGAUGUUACUCUGCAGGCAAGACUGGAAAGGUACAGAAAGGGGGAAAGUUCAGUGGUUUUUGUCCCAACAGAACCUUUGGAAACACUCUGUGCUUCAAACAGUUCGUCAUUACUGGCUUAUUGGCUUUAUUUUACUUAAGAGGGAUCUACACAGCCACAAGUCACCUGUAGGCACCUAAUUCGUUAAAAAUGCAGUGCAAUUAUAUUUUGUAUAAAUAUUUUGUAAAUAGAGUAGAUGCUUUUCAUAUAUUUACAAGCAUUCAAUAAAGUUGUGCACUUUGGGGUUUCGUAUUUUAUUUUUCUUCAUUUAGAAUGCAAUCAGACACUGUUCAAAGUGUGAAUUCUCUUAAYCAACAAACCAAGCAAUAUUGUCAUGUUCUCCUGGUAUCAAGUGAUGUUUCAUCAUCCUGAUGGAUUUGGAAAGCUCUUCACCCAGGGCCAUGUGAUCUUCUGCCACCUUCUUUAUCCCUGUAUUUAUAUUUUGGAGUAUUCUUGGAUAUACUUCUCUCUCCUCUUCAAAUUAUUAUUUUCCUUCAAUGUGAAUUGAGUUAUUUUAACAGUGUUGUCUUGUAUGUUUUCCAUAWUUUUUUGGAAAAAAUCAGUAUAAUUGGCUGGGCAUAAUCAUUUAAAUAUGUUGGCAGUUGCAURUGUUAUGUUGAUUAUUCAGUGAUGUAACAUUUUGGUUGUCUAAUUUUAAACAAUUUCAUAGUUUGAUAUAUACUGACUAAAAAAUUUGAGACAAACAUUUUGCGUUAAAAACUUAACUAUUGGUAAGUAAGAACAAGAAAAACUCCCAAUAUUCAUGCUUUAAAUAUUAUAAAUUAUAUAUUAUUAUUGGUGGAACAUUACAUUUUGGAAGUACUUUUAGAUUACUUAUAACCCUCAUUUUUAUGUGUAAYAUAUUAUGAAGUUGUAUAAGACAAGUCUGGCUCCCUGUAAACUGGACUGGAGAGAUGUGGUUUAAAUCUGAUGCAGAAACUGUCAUCUUGGUUUACUCACUUCAARCAACUCUUCUCCACACCUAAAUAGCAAGGUAUAUAUUCUCCUAACUUUUAGACUUGCAUAAGUUAACAUUUAAGUGCUCUGGGAACAUUUAAGUCCUUUUAUAUUUUAAAAUCCUGUGUUUGUCUUUCUUCAAAUAGCAAUUACAUGGUAAUCAAACUUCUAUUGAUGAACAGACUGAAAUCAGAAUUUGCAAGCAGCUUUUAAUCACUUGAAAUUUGUACUGUCAAGAUUUGAAUCCCUUUAAUCUUAACUAUUUUUUCUGGUGAACCAAAUGUGUAAYAGUUUCCAAAAUAAUAAAGUUUGUAAAAUCUGCUACUUAGAAUUAGUGGAAAGUAAUGCRGGAAGAGAAUGGUAAAAACAGAAAGAUGUUUUGGGAAUUGAAUAGAAAAAAUACUAAAAGCUC
Messenger RNA from Malurus melanocephalus (red-backed fairy wren), 3003 nucleotides. It is a transcript of the gene ZWILCH, whose product is annotated as zwilch kinetochore protein. Gene Ontology annotation, cellular component: RZZ complex. The record is from RefSeq and is a predicted model, not a curated record. Gene Ontology annotation, biological process: protein localization to kinetochore; mitotic spindle assembly checkpoint signaling. The transcript has 15 exons. Bases 148 to 1593 code for a protein of 481 amino acids. NCBI's taxonomy places the organism in Eukaryota, Metazoa, Chordata, Aves, Passeriformes, Maluridae.